AUGACCGAAGACGAAAGCCUGUCCAAAUCCCCCUCGGGGCCACAGUCGGCUGUGUUCUCCUACUUCCACUUCAAUCCCGCAAUCCAUAGCCACGAGAAGCAGAAGCCAUACGAGAUUCUUAUCAAUCUCCCUUCAGCCGAGACCAACCCAGAUACCUACACGUGCCACAACCAAGAGUUCGAGGACCACAGUACGACAGUACAAGAUGUCCGAGACAGGGAAGGUGACUUCAGUCUUGAUCGCAACGGGAUGUGCUGGAGAACCUGGCACGGUCCUGACGCCUGGCAAGGCAUUGAUGCCCAAGAAGUGGAAGAUAUGGGCCACGACCGCAUACAAGAGGAAUACAUCGCAGCUGCGGAGGCCUUCAUCAGAGAAGAGCUAGAAAGACAAGAUGGCAGAGCUAUUGGGGUCGUCAAAGUGUUCGACUGGCGGCUCCGAAUUAGCAUGAACAUCAAGGAGUUCGUAAGCAGGAUUAUCAACCCAGACAAUGGGCUCAACGCUAUGAUCCCAGUUACGCAUCCUCACGUGGUACACCAAAGCUUUGGUGGGGCUGUAACAAGGGUCCGGGUUCAUAUGGGCGAUUAA
This is a messenger RNA of Trichoderma atroviride IMI 206040, 585 nucleotides long. The record is from RefSeq and is a predicted model, not a curated record. Lineage: Eukaryota; Fungi; Ascomycota; Sordariomycetes; Hypocreales; Hypocreaceae.